GUCGCCACGGUCGGAUGCUGAGUUGCCGAUGAUCGCGCGGUUAUUUAUCGCACGACAUUUCGAUCCGGGCGACUUUUAUCCGCGAUAACGGCGUAUUAUAGACGCCGACGGAUUAUCUCGUCCGGCGGUCGCGUCCGCCGCGCGAUCGCUCGCGCGGAGACCCGCGUACCGCCCUCAGUACGUUAUGGAAUGCGCGACGGGUAGCUACCGUGUUACGCGGCUCCGCACGAUGCCCGGCCGAGAAUGCACGCUAACAGACCGGAAUACCGUGCGACGCGGCCGUGGACUUGACGUCUCGCCGCCCGACAUCGGACACGGUGCGCACGUCGACCGUUGGUCGCCCACACCGUUCGACGAUCGCGCGAGCUCCCGUAUUUCUCGUCGCCCUCGGUAGCACGUCGUAUACGUGGCAACAGCGUGUACGGCUGCUGUGUGCUGUGCGUGCUUGCCCGUGCGAGCCUAGUGUGUGCGCGCUGCUCUGUCAUUUCCCCGAGUCGGGAGGAAUUUCCUCGGGCUUUCGGUGAGGCUGACUGGCCGAUCGAGUGACGUUUCGCGCGCCGUGUCGCCCGCUCUCGAGGAUCAUCGCCGAACGGGACGAGGCCCCCCCACUCGACGAGGUCGGAUCCCACCUCGGAGCACCGAGUCUAGCAACGACAACGCUUUCGCUCUAUCAGCGUUGCAUCCGCUUAUCAUCCCGCGAUUUUCGCACCCGCCGACCUGCGUCAAGUCCUCGCUCGCUCCGAGUCUCGCCGAUUUCGACCCGAUCGGCAGGAGCGUGCCCUCGAGCCUUACAGCGGUACAGCCCUCGAGGAAUGCCCGUGUGAGCGCGCGAAUGCGGAAAUCACUCGCUUGCACCUCGUAUAGGAACUAGGAAACGUCUCGUUUGUAUCCCCGGCGUGGAUAGCCUCGGUGGGAAUUUAAUGCUGUAUUUCCGAUGGCCUUACAUACCUGGUAACUGCAAUGGGCUGACGCAGAAUGAGAUUCGUUUAUUAUUCCUCAGACAUCCUUCUCUCUGCGGCGCCAUCCACAUGAGAGAGCUAACUUGAUGAAAGUUAAUGGUGCUUCCGCACUUUAUCAUCUUUAUCUUUUUAUUGAUACAAUGGAGGAACCGGUUAAGAAAAAGCAGCGCAUUGAAAAUUGCGAGGAUGCCAAAAACAGGCUUGCGGAAAUUGAACAACUGCAAAGUAACCUGCUUAUGCGAUGCUUGUGUCACAUGCCAGAAAGCAGUCUGCGUAAACCGUUUAUCAAUACCACGGUGGAGGAAGCCGAUGGCAGCAUCCGUUCCGCCGUUUUGUCCGAAUGGCAUACAGAUCAGACCCUGGAGUUUCUGAGCGCUCUGCAGUUACUGUUCGACUUGGCCAUCAAGCAGAAUGUGCGAGGUGUAAUGUGCAAGAGAGUGGCGGACGUUUGCGAUGCGCUAGCGCGAAACGAGCACGGCAUUAUCGAUCAAAUCAUCGAUCUGUCAUAUACGUCCAACAAAUUCGUGUCAUUCGCCGGGAGUCGCGUGCUGGCGUCGUUCUUCAUCCUCACGAGGGAUAACGUGGAGAUUGUCUGGUUGGAGAGGCUCAUGCAAUCUCUGGUAAACACGCACUCGCCUAGCCAGAUGCUCUUCACCCUGGACGUGGUCAAGAGGGUAGUCGAACACAAGGAUUGCAGUAUACACCCCUUGGAGGACACAGACGCGACCAUAUCGGCCGGCUGCAACACGCACAUCAUCUCCGAUACCGAGAGCUUCGACAGUACGGCGAUCAAGGAAAUGUGUGUGAAGGCGCUCGAAUCCAAGUGGACCAUCCUCGUAUCCAAGUUCAAAAUCAUUCUUAGGACCUAUACGCCGCAACACGCGUCUGUCGUCAUCACGUUCCUACAUCUAUGGGAAACCAUCAUCUCGGUCAAAGCUAAUUUGUCCGUCAUUGAUACCAAGCCCUUCUAUUCUAAGUUGAACGAUCUCGUGUGGUUGCUCAACAGCAAUCUGCCAAGCGUGGUCUGGCGACAUCUGCUUAGUCUAUUCAAUGAAGUGCUAUGUUACGGCAGCACGUUAGCACUCCAAGAUAUGCUGCCGGACGAACCAUGUUCCUUGGCGACUCUGAUCGUGCGAGUCGUCAAGGAUCACAGAUUACUCGACGCAUUACCUUACCGUCACGGUUCAGGCCGCUUUGGAGGCGGCACCGGUGACGGUGAUCGUCCUCUGUUGCAGAAGAUGGUUUUGCUAGUGCUAAAGAGUGCCGCCGUAACAGUGCGGGAGACGCGCAGUGAUUCCAGCGACUCAUCACUGGAUUCCGAGGCCGAAGAUCUCGACGAGGAUAUGGCGGUAAUUGACAGGAGUAUCCGCGAAGUGCUGCGCCAACUGGAUCAAUGCGUAAAGGCGCUGAUGCCCUUCCAUCCGGAGAUGCCACUGUCUCAGUGGGUCGUGCAGAUGUUUCACGAUCAAGAUGACUUUCUGAUCGAGGGUAUGGUCUGUUGCCUGGACGUCGCCGUGGGUCUCUUCUAUCGUGGAUCACCGAACGGUCCGGUUUCAAGAUCGGUACUCAGUCCCCUCAGACCCACGCUGACUUUUGUGCAAUUCAUCCACGUCGUGGCCCAUGACCCGGAUGUGCUGCUGGAUCUGCUAGUUAGCAACGAGACCUGUUUUCUGUUGUACCUGUUGCGAUUUCUCAAGUACAUCAGGCGUAAUUGGGGCGAGUUCGUCGAGUGUUGCGGUCGUGAACUGGACGAUACUAUGACGGUACUGAUAAGACUACGGUUAGCCAUUGAUCGAUUGGUAUCUAAGGCGCUAUUCCCGUAUAAUAUUAGUCCGGUUCUUCGUCUGCUCGAGAAAUGCGAGUCCUUUUAUGAGGGUAAUAUGGAGAAUGGUAACUCGUCCGUCAUGUAAGAUAGAGAUUCGAUUAGUCGUCAGGUCGAUUAUUAAACAUGUAUAAAUUGUACGAAUCUCUUUCCGAACGUUAGCUAGAUUUUGCCAUCUGUAAAGCAUCGCAUAUAGCUAUACAGAUCGCCGCAUUUCGUCCAAUAAUAAAAAAAGCGACUGAAUUGACUCGUCGUCAAUCGUCUUUUAAGUCUUAAGAAAGAUUGGAAAGACAAGCGCAUUUUUAUUUAUUAGUCCCUAGCGAAAUUUUCGAACGUAGUUGAAAUUCGAAAUCGAGACGGAGGUACUUUCAUCUGUUUAACGAAUCAGUCAAGUUUUGAGAGAAAUUAUGUAACCAUGGAUCCCCCUCCCAAUCCGAGUACAAAAUAAGACGAAAUUCAUAUCGAUCAUCUCAAAACGAAGCUGCAUUUGUAUGGUGCUAAUAUACCUCUGCUAAGGCACCAUUGCGAAGACCCACGUCGAUGUAUACCACUAGGAUAAUAUUUAUACACUUCGAACUAUUUGUACAGUUUGCCAGUCACAGUCUGUAAAUGUAAUUUUUAUUAUCGUAUUUCGAUAAUAAUAGCUGAGAAAUAUGUACAUAUUUCGCAAUCACGUCUCUACCAAUUUUGUAAUACAAAUUUUGCUGAAUAAAAUUUUAUUUUAUUUUGCUAAAUGUCGAAGGAAUUAAAAAAAAGAAGCAAGAUUUUUUUCUUAAAUUUUUUUAAAUAGAGUAUAAUGUAACAAAUAAGAUAAACAUAAUACAGAAUGUGUUACAUUGCUGUCAGAUCACGUCUCGUGCAAUUAUAUAAAAAAUAUAUUUCGCGACUUCUAAAUUAAUCAAGAAAUCACAAUAGAGAGUAUUAUACAACUUAUAAAAUUUAAUUGGUAAACACAUUUGAUGGUUAAAAAUACUUUUCGUUAACAGUUAUUUUAUUGCGGACGAGAAACUAAUUUUUCUUUUAGAACAACUUCUUUUAAAUGAAAAAAAGAACAAAGUAAUUGUCAGAAAUUAUUUCGAGAUUUCUGAUGAAUCAACAAUUGUAUGUAAAUAUAUUAACAACAUUGACAUCUGAAAAUAUAUAUAUAUAUAUAUAUAUAUAUAUAUAUAUAUAUAUUCAGUGUCAAUGAUUAACAACGAUUAACACGCGCGGUGUAUUCAGAUAACAUCUCUUGUAAGUAUUACAUGUAAUACACUAAAAUUCUCUAUUUUUACUUUUAUAAUUGUGAUGUUGUUUAAUUCAAUCUCCUCCCGAUUUUUGAAUAUGACUUAUUCUCGGAAUUAUAUGUAUGCGACAUCGUUUUCGAUACAGUAGCGACUUAACAAUUCCAUAUUUUUGCAGAAAGAUCAUUCGACUGUGUAUAAUAGAUCUAAAAGAGAAAUUUUUUCCAACUAAAAAUUUAUUAUCUCUCUCAAUGCAAGUUUAAUACAAUUGUUACUACUGAGACUUGCGAUUAUGAUAUAGCUCGAUAAAUUGUCACUGAUACCCCGCGAUUAAUCAUGCAAAUAGUGUUUCAUACAUUGAUUAGAACGAUGUAACGCGCUUGUCUUAUCGGGACAAACCGUCCGGAUUUUAAAAAGAUCGAUAUAGAAUUUAAGUUUGUAAUGUUAGUGUUUUUUCGGCGUAUUUCCUUUAUAAAAUUACGCUACUAUUUAGAAUUUGCAAAUAUAGUUCUAAUUAUUUAAAUACUCUCGAUCGAAGUACGACCGAGAAAUUUUGUGUGUCGAAAUAUGGAUAUUUUUAAAAACACAAAUUUUUUUACUAAAUAUUUAUAUUUGCAUAUUAAAUCAUUAUUUAUAUAUUUCUGUACUUCGUCAAUAAAUCACUAUUUCACAGCG
Molecule: messenger RNA, 4679 nt
Organism: Camponotus floridanus (Florida carpenter ant)
Lineage: Eukaryota; Metazoa; Arthropoda; Insecta; Hymenoptera; Formicidae
Gene: lin
Product: protein lines
Exons: 2
Coding region: 1046-2869 (607 amino acids)
Source: RefSeq, a predicted model, not a curated record